UAUGCUAAAAUUAUAAACUUAAUAAAAAUAAAUUUAUUUGUAAAAACCCAAAAACACAAACAGUAAUAAUUGAUAGUGUUGAAAUGGAUGCCGUACAUGUGAACGUACCUUUACGAACGGGUAAAAAAAUGAAAAAACGUAAAGAAUUAGAUGCACUAGUUGCAAACUCAAUAGCAAAACGUUCGUGUACGGGUGGUGUAGGUGUUGGAAAUUGUGGGCAUCAUCAUUCGAUUAUUAAUAAACGUUCAACAACAGCGGGUAAUGGUAUUAGUUCACAGGAUCAGCUGUUAUCCGAAUCCACGGAUGAACAAGAAACGUAUUGGAAUAAUUGUGGUGCGGAUACAGUUAGUACAAAACGAUCACGUAAUUUACAUAUAACACGUCGUCGUACGUUGUUAUCGUUAAUGCGAGCGUGUACCGCGUUGUUAGUGUUUACGUGUGUUGUUGCAACAAUUACUGUUAUGUGGUUGUUAAUUGAUGUACGGGAGCAGAUUACAUCGUUACGAUCUGAAUUAGAUCAAGUUGUUGCUAGUAAUCAAGGUGUACCAGAAGCAUUACAAAAAUGCCAUUCAGUCUCACGUGGACUACAACAAAAUCAAACACAAUUAGCAAUACAGUUAAAUAAUUUUCGACAGCAAUUAGAAAAUUUUACACAACAAUUUAAUGAUAUUAAAAAUGGUUUGAAUCAAGUACAACAACGAUUAAAAGAGAAUCCAGAUUUAAUAAAUAUACCGCAACAAGUUUCAAUUUUACAAAAUUCUGUUGCGGAAUUUGGUGGUCAAAUGAAAGAUGUGACAACCACUGUACAAUCAUUAAAAGAACAAACUACGAAAUUUACUUCAACAAAUAAUGAUAUUGUACAAAAUAUGACUGCAAUACAGGCUACAGUGUCGCAAAUUUUACAAAAUAAUGUGACUAUUAACAAUCCAAAUAAUCAAAAAGUGUUAUUGGAUGAAAAACAAGAAAUUAAUAAUUUAAUAUCACAAUUACGAACAAAUGUUUCACAUAUAAAUGAGACUUUAACACAAGGGUUACAAUGGCUCGUAGAUGAUCAGCAUAAAGAUCAUCAAAUAAUUAUUGGUUUACAAGAAAUGAAUCAAAGUAUAUUCGCAAGAGUAUCAAACUUAGAAGAUAUAUGUAGCAAAACUGAUCAUAAUCAAGUUGAAAAUCUUGCACAAAUUAAUAAUUUAUCGCAAAAUAUAUCUACAGCAGUAAGUAAAUUCCAACAAACUGAUACAGCCGUACUGACUUUACAAGCACAAGUACAUGAUCUAAAUACAAAAUACUCCGAUCAAAAUGUAACAUUAAAUGAAUUAAAAGAUGCUUUAUUACAAUUAUCACAAACAAUGCCUGAUAACAAUAGUAAUAAUAACAAUAAUAAUAAUAAUAAUAAUAAUAAUCCUAUUCCUAGUAAAGAAACACCGUCCAGUAUAAAUAUUAAUACUAAUAAUUCGACUACAUUAUCAAUGUUGUUGGAACCAACUGUACCUAGUAAUAAUUUACAAUCGAAUACGAUGAAUUCAAGCAUGGAAACAAAUACCACAUCUAUACAACCGCAAUCGCAGUCACAACAACCGGUAAUACAACAACCGAAUGUUAAACCGAAAACCUUAUCAAUGUCAUGAAUAAUUUUAUUACAUUUAUUAAUUUAUUAUAGAAAACUUUUAUUACAUCGUAUUUAUAAUUUUAAGUUUGUACAAAAUUAUUAUUUUUAUUUUAAUCUAUUUCUGUAAAAAAACAAAUCAUACUUUUUUUGGGUUAUUCUGGGAUAGCGAAACUUCUUUAUUUGGUGGAGAUAGGUUGGAGUGGUAUUUACAUUCUUGAGUAAAAAGAUACGUCUACUAUCGAAAAAACCGGAUAAAAAUUGUGUGAAUGAGAUGAUUAGGAUACGUUCAUCUGUAGUAGAUAAUUAGUUUUUCAGAUAUCGUCGAAAAUCGGUUAAAAAUAUAGGAUUUUGAACGGCAUUUAUGUGAUGAUUGAAUGCAUAGUUUCUGAGAUAUUGUCCAAAAUCCCAUACAAAAAGUAAUUUAUCGGAUUGAUUUGUUGAUAAUUCUCAUUACUUUCAUUCAGUAAACACAAUAUUUCGAUGGUUAUUAGCGCUCAAGUAUUAGUAAAAAUUCGGGGUAUAAACUAAAGAAGUUUCGAGUUCGUCAUGUGAUAUUUUUAGAAUAUUC
Molecule: messenger RNA, 2174 nt
Organism: Chrysoperla carnea
Lineage: Eukaryota; Metazoa; Arthropoda; Insecta; Neuroptera; Chrysopidae
Product: signal transducer and activator of transcription B-like
Exons: 6
Coding region: 84-1625 (513 amino acids)
Source: RefSeq, a predicted model, not a curated record